UUCACCCUGAGCCUCGGGCUCGUAUGCGGAGGUCAGGGAGCAGAGAGAAGCUGAACAGAGAGCCCAGCCCUCCCCCUUCUUUUGUCCCUGAACCCCCGAAGGUGCGGGCUCAGACUCGGACUGACUCGACACGGAGCUAUGACUCUCACUCCAGCAGCACCAUCAGCAGCGACACAGUGGGCGGAAACAGGCCGCUCCCCCCUCCCGUGGCCCUGAAGCCCACCGGCCCCCGCAUGAACCAGCCCACAGAGGAGCCGAGUCCGGGACGAGAGGAGGACGACCCCGCCAACAAAUCCUUCCUGGGCAAGAUUAAGGCAUUUGAGAAGAUGGACCACUUGGCUCGAGCUCAGAGGAUCCUGGAGCUGCAGGAGGCGGAGAACGCUCGAUUGGAAAUCGCCCAGAAGCAUCCAGACAUCUACGCCAUCCCGGUGAAGCUGCCAAAGCCCAACCUCAACCGUCCCCAGCCAAUCGGUUCCAGCUCCAACCCUGAGCCCCAGGCGCCGUCCAGGCCGCCGUACUCGGAGCCGAGAGGAUACGAGGACGACGAGGCGGAGUACCGCAGACAGCUGGCCGACCAGACCAAGAGAGGAUACUACAACCCUCAGAAAUACAAAGACACUGAGCUGUGAGGCCCCGAAACCAGGACAUGACAUCAUCACCGCACGCUGCUCCAGUCACCCCCCCACGCCGUCGCUUCGAGUGCUCAGAGCUCGUCACCGUGGUAACAGCUCACGCAGCUUUACCUCAAUGUAAACUUUAAACUUUUGUUCGUAGUCGGAUUCCUGGAAAGAUAUUAGUCUCAGCACUGUUGUGUCACUACAUGUUGUACUUCAUAAAUACACAAACGGUUUAUGCAUGUA
This is a messenger RNA of Paralichthys olivaceus (Japanese flounder), 860 nucleotides long. NCBI's taxonomy places the organism in Eukaryota, Metazoa, Chordata, Actinopteri, Pleuronectiformes, Paralichthyidae. The record is from RefSeq and is a predicted model, not a curated record.